Messenger RNA from Mesorhabditis spiculigera, 1254 nucleotides. The record is from the annotation of a GenBank genome assembly. NCBI's taxonomy places the organism in Eukaryota, Metazoa, Nematoda, Chromadorea, Rhabditida, Rhabditidae.
AUGACGAUCUCCUACGAUGAGGAGUUCUCCGGCCUUAUGCUCCGGUGGCGCGGAUCGCUCUGGAAGGCCGUGCUAAAGGACAUGAUCGCCUUCUACAUUGCCUACUACAUCAUUCUCACCUUCCAGUACUACUUUUUGGAUGAGAAGGGCAAAGAGUACUUUACCGGCUGGAUCAACUGGUGCGAGAUUGGGUCUCAAUAUAUUCCGCUGUCAUUCCUCCUCGGUUUCUUCGUGUCGGUCAUCGUUGCCAGAUGGUGGGAGCAAUUCAAUUGGAUCUCAUGGCCCGACAAAAUGAUGAUGAUGGUUGCUGCCUGUUUGCCUGGACGCGAAAACCUUGCCGUGCGCGAGGCCAUCGCCCGCUGGAGCAGCUUGCAGGCUGCCAUUGCAUGGUCUGGAAUUUCGGUGCGCACGCUGAAGCGUUUCCCCACCGAGCGUCACUACGUUGAUGCGAAUCUGAUGACCGAGCAGGAGUACGACCUGUUUAUGAAUCUCGAGGCGCCCCAUGGAAAAUGGUUCGUGCCAAUCGUGUGGAUCCUGAACCUGAUCAAGCGGUGCCACAAGGAGAAGCGCAUCGAUACCAUCCAGCUUGACAUGCUGCUCAAGCAGCUAUACUCCUACCGUGACGGGUUCGCCAUGUUGUUCGUCUACGACUGGGUGAAGAUCCCGCUCGUCUACACCCAGGUGGUGGCGAUCGCCACGUACGGCUACUUCUUCAUCUGCCUGCUUGGCCGACAGCCAAAACUCGACCAGAAGAGUAUGGAGAAGGAAGUGACCAUUCUGUUCCCGAUUUUCACGACUUUUCAGAUGUUGUUCUACCUGGGUUGGUUGAAGGUCGGACAGUACUUGAUGAACCCUUUCGGCGAGGAUGACGACGAUUUUGAGCUGAACUACGUGUUGGACCGAAACACAUGCAUCGCCCACAUGAUGGCCACCGAGUUGGCCGAUCAACUUCCCGACGUCGGAGGGCUGAAUAUGCACCCGAUCAUUCCGCACACAAGAGCCUCCUUCAAGAUACAGGACGUCAUCCCGAAAUCGCAUCUGGCCGCGUUCCGGCUGAGCGAGAACGAGAUGCAGCUGAUCCGGCCGGAAGUGCUGGAUGAAGAGGCUCGCCUGAUCGAAGAGGAGAAAAAAGGACAGCGACUUCGGCUGGGUGGACUUGUCAGAGCCAUAGAUAAAAAGCGGCACUCGAAAAACGACACGAUCGACGAGCAACAAGAGUUGACAACCGAGGAUGACAGUAGCUCAAAGGACAAG